Molecule: messenger RNA, 1291 nt
Organism: Alosa alosa (allis shad)
Lineage: Eukaryota; Metazoa; Chordata; Actinopteri; Clupeiformes; Clupeidae
Exons: 2
Coding region: 146-1144 (332 amino acids)
Source: RefSeq, a predicted model, not a curated record
CUGAGAAUAUCAUACAAUACAGUCAUCAUCAUCAUCAAAUAAUUGUCCACUGCAGCUGCUAUAUGCCAGCUGACAAUAUGAACUAAGAGGUUGUUGCUGCUUAAGAGAGACUUCUGAGUGGAAAGAGGGAGGCCGUGAAGGUGCUAUGGGUCUUGAGGUACUAAAAAACUGCACCGUUGAAGGUCUUGGUCUACUAACAAGGUGGGAUGUUGAUGGGUAUACCGUUGAAGGUCUUGGUCUACCAACAAGGUGGGAUGUUGAUGGGUAUACAGUUGAAGGUCUUGGUUUACCAACAAGGUGGGAUGUUGAUGGGUAUACAGUUGAAGGUCUUGGUCUACUAACAAGGUGGGAUGUUGAUGGGUAUACAGUUGAAGGUCUUGGUUUACCAACAAGGUGGGAUGUUGAUGGGUAUACAGUUGAAGGUCUUGGUUUACCAACAAGGUGGGAUGUUGAUGGGUAUACAGUUGAAGGUCUUGGUCUACCAACAAGGUGGGAUGUUGAUGGGUAUACAGUUGAAGGUCUUGGUCUACCAACAAGGUGGGAUGCUGAUGGGUAUACAGUUGAAGGUCUUGGUCUACCAACAAGGUGGGAUGUUGAUGGGUAUACAGUUGAAGGUCUUGGUCUACCAACAAGGUGGGAUGCUGAUGGGUAUACAGUUGAAGGUCUUGGUCUACCAACAAGGUGGGAUGUUGAUGGGUAUACAGUUGAAGGUCUUGGUCUACCAACAAGGUGGGAUGUUGAUGGGUAUACAGUUGAAGGUCUUGGUCUACCAACAAGGUGGGAUGUUGAUGGGUAUACAGUUGAAGGUCUUGGUCUACCAACAAGGUGGGAUGCUGAUGGGUAUACAGUUGAAGGUCUUGGUCUACUAACAAGGUGGGAUGUUGAUGGGUAUACAGUUGAAGGUCUUGGUCUACCAACAAGGUGGGAUGUUGAUGGGUAUACAGUUGAAGGUCUUGGGCUACUAACAAGUUGCAGGGCUACUGGCAGCAGUCCUUCCAUUCUUGCAGGGAGCAUCAUGUGCUGGGGUGGGGAUGGGUAUGCAGGGGAUCCUGGGGAGUUUGAGCGGGUGGGGGAGUGUUGGGAUGACGAUGGAUAUCCAGGGGGGUUUGGGUGGCCUGGGGAGUUUGAUCGGGUGGGGACGUGAUUGGGUGUAGGUGGUGAUGGGAAAUCAAGGAAGAUGGGGUUGAAUAUUGGUUCAGAGUCUCCAUCUGCCUGCUGAGGCCCUGGGGAGUUUGUUGCAGACGCAUGUAUUCCAGUAGUGUAUUCCAAGUUGUUGUGUCUUUGUGGUGAC